Pleurotus ostreatus (oyster mushroom) is the source of this 1167-nucleotide messenger RNA. RefSeq lists its product as uncharacterized. The coding region runs from base 1 to 1167 and encodes 388 amino acids. The record is from RefSeq and is a predicted model, not a curated record. NCBI's taxonomy places the organism in Eukaryota, Fungi, Basidiomycota, Agaricomycetes, Agaricales, Pleurotaceae. The transcript has 3 exons.
AUGUUUGGGCCACGCUUCAUUUUGCGCACGACCUCUGUUCCCCGUACGGGAAGCAUUGACUACAUGUAUGCCGGUUUAAAAGGCGCAGAUGGCGCAAAGGACAUCAUCGCCGCUAUCCUAGAUCGUCGCAAUAAUGAUAUCUCUCAACUCAUCCUAAGCCAUAACAGCCUGGCAGAUGAUGGAUGUACACUCUUGUUUGAAUUCUUGGCCUCGGAUGCUGGUCGUAAAUACCGCAUACAGAAGAUCAGCCUGAAUUCGAACGGGAUUAGAGACCGCGGGCUCGCUUCAAUUGUCACUUUCUUGAAAGGAGACACUAGCCUGAAGGAGUUGUUCGUGCAAAAUAACGAAUUUGCUUGCACGGAUCCGUCCCUCGCAAAGUCUUUCGCGGAGGCAACGAACCUUUCAUGUCUAGAAGUCUUGACCCUUUCCACUAAUCGCCAUUUGGGCGACCAAUUCAUAACCGACUACGCUCCAUUCCUGGAUUCCCCUUCGUUGAGGGAGCUCCAUUGCUCCGCUAUGGGAAUCACCCAUCGAUCUGUUCCCAUUCUUGUAGAAUAUUUCUCUUCUCCCUGCUGCCGUCUCGAAACCGUCAAACUCAACGGUAAUUCCCUCGGGUUUCGUGGUGUACGCUCGGUGAUUCGAGCGAUCGAGCAGCAUAAUUAUACUCUCACAUCGGUAGAGAUGUGGUCGAAUAAUGGGCCUGGAAGCGAAGUGGAUAAUAAUGUUACGCAAGAUGAAGACGACGAUUUCCCGACCCACGGUACUUGGCAAGAAAAUAACGCGGCAUUAAUUCCGAUUAUGCAGCGCAAUGAUCAUUUAGGGAAGGCAACGCGCAAGGAAGCACUGGAAUUGCUACGCCUCGCACGAACCCUUCUUCUGCCUUCUCAUCGCAUCGAUCCAUCGCUCGCAGUAUUUCCCUUCACACAGCUUCCCACGGAGCUGCAAAUAUAUGUGCUCGCCUUCUUGUCGCCUACUCUGUCCUCCUCUCAGCGCCAUCGGAUCUGCGCGUAUGCAUCUUCCUUUGCGACAUUACCCCGUCGUUAUGAACUGCCUGGAAAUCCGUCUACAUCUUCGUCUCACACUAAUGCAGCAUCAACCGCCGCGAAGGGGAAGUUGAAAUUAUUAAACUCUCUGGGGUGUUACUUUUAUGAGCGAGAAGUAUCGUAA